CAGAAAAUACAGAAAUGGCUUAACGUUGUUGAUCCAACCACCAAUUAUUCAACUGCACUCGCGCUUCGCGAACCCGGUACGGGGAAUUGGCUCCUCCAGGGACGCGAGUAUAUCGAUUGGAAGGAACGCAGAGGAGGGGUUCUCUGGCUUCACGGUAUACGUAAGUUUACCGACGAGUGAAAUCUUAUGUGUCUAAGAAUGUCAUUAAUAUUUGUCUCUUGUAGCCGGAUGUGGCAAAAGUGUCUUAAGGUGCGAAUUCAACCGGGUAUCCGAAGGUGUAAUAUGAUUUCUCGAUUGCUAACUCUGGCAUUAGCGCCACUGCCAUUGAGGAUGUUGAAAAUGUGUGCAAGUCCAACGGCGAUCACGCAUUAGCAUAUUUCUACUUUACUUUUAGUGACUCGGAGAAGCAAAAUUUGGAGAAUAUGCUUCUAUCCAUCAUUGGCCAACUUCCAAAAAGGCCUUCGGAGUUGGAUUUACCGGCCGAGGUUGUAGAUCUGUACAACAGCACCGGGGCAAUUCGAAAGUCGGCGGGUACCAAGGCUCUGAAAGGUGUAUUGUCACGGAUUAUAAAGGGUUUCAAGAAGACAUUUAUCAUUUUAGAUGCCUUGGACGAGUUCCCGAAGGCCAUGCGCGGGAGCCUCCUAUCUUGGAUUGGCGAGCUCAGGGCAGAUCAUAAUGAGGGAUCACUUUCGAUUCUUGUCACUAGCCGUCCCGAGGGCGAUAUAGUAGGGUCACUGGAACGACUUGACCCUUUUGCAAUAUCACUACAAUCCAGCAUCAUCGAUCCGGAUAUCCGCGCAUAUGUGCGGAACUCUCUAGCAGGAAAGGAUGGUUUCCGGGAAUUUACGCAAGGAAUCAAGGAUGAGAUAGAGGAAAAGCUUGUUUCGGGUUCACAGGGAAU
Molecule: messenger RNA, 901 nt
Organism: Tuber aestivum (summer truffle)
Lineage: Eukaryota; Fungi; Ascomycota; Pezizomycetes; Pezizales; Tuberaceae
Source: the annotation of a GenBank genome assembly